UUGGACUUUACAUUUAGUAUUUGUUUGGACUUUGUCGUUAACGGUUCGUUCUCCCGUUCGCUCGUUCGUUCGUUGUAUUUUUUUGCGGUUUGCUUUUGAAUAAAAAAUAAAUAAAAUAAAAAAAUAAUUGUUUAAAUAAAAAAAUAUUAUUAAUGAAGCAUAACGGUUGAACCGAAACUCUUAAAUAUAACACGCGUUGAAAAAAAAGUAGUAAAACAAAUUUAUGCUGUACAAAACAAAACAAAAUAAAUACAAAUUGUUAAACACAAGUGCAAUUGAAAAAAUAUAUAUAUUUAGAUAAAACAAAGUGCAAAUGCAGUGUAGCUGAAAAAAAGAAAAAGAAAACAUUCUGACGUGCAACAGUUUUAUAUAUUUAUACAUAUAUAUAUAUAUAUAUAUUUAUAUAUAUGUAUAUGAAUUGAAAAUCUGCCUCUAACAGCCGCUGCAUGCGGCAUGCUUUAAAAUAGCAACAAGCCAAAACAAAAAGAAAAUAAAAAUACAAAAUAAAAUAGAAUAGAAAAAGGAAAAUACAGAAAAAUAACGACAACAACAACAAUGAGACAAAAUGUGUAAAUAAAAACGCACAUGAAUCUAAACAUUUUACAGUGAAAGCAAACACACCACCACAGCACACAAACGGAGAGAGGGACACACACACUCACACUCAGAGACGCACACACACACCUACAACAAGAACUAUCAAACAUCAACAACAGCCGCAGCGGCAGCGCCGCAACGUCGACUGCGCUACGUAAUCAACCCAAAGAAGAGAAGGGGAGCCAAACGCAACAAAGAGGAAGAGCAACAGCGGCGUGUUAAACGGCGACUGCGACGGCGACGGCGACGUCAGACUUGCGUCUGCAGUUUGUCUGUCUGCAUUGUCUGGCAUGUCCUGGCGUCUACAGUGCGCACCCACUACGGCUGUACGACUGACUGACUGACUGAGUGAAUGCCUGAUCGAUUGACUGAUUGAUUGAUUGGUUGACUAACUGCCCGACUGAGUGUCGCAGUUGAAACAGUUGCCAAAAGUGCCCCAAUGCAAAUAAAAAUACGAAAUGAAAUUAAGUGAAGUGAAAUACGAGCGUAAAGUGUACAGUGCAUAAAAUCUAUAAGAAUUAUAGUGCAAAGAGUGCGAAAGAAACACAACAACAGCAAUUGCAAAAAAAAAAAUAAAAUAAAAGGAAAAUAUUAAAUAAAUAAAUAUCCAACUCUCUGUGCUUAAUCUAUACCUUUGUAAAUGGAUAACGAUUUGUAUGGAUUAGUAGCCGAUUACACGCGUUUCAUAGAUGCUAACGCUUUUGUUUGCUGAAGACGCGGGGCGUGGCACGCCAUAAAAAUGUAUUUCGUGCGCAAGCAAGUGCGUAAGAAAUACUAGAAAAAAUACCGAAAAGUCAAAGCGGAGAAACGUACAUAGACUACGAUUUCGAAAAACUAGAAGCGGAACCCAUUGGACCGCACGGGAAAAUCGGAUUUUCGUGUUACGCAAGCUUGGAGCAAAAAGGCAGCACAACGGCGACCAUCGGCUAUCAAAUGAUGAAACGACGCUGGUCGAACAAUGGCGGCUUCCUGCGCAUCCACGAGGAGUCCUCCUCGGAGGUGACCUCCUCCAGCAAUGGCCUCGUCCUGUCCUCGGGCCUCAGCAUGUCGCCGUCGCCACUGGACUCGCCCGACUACGGCGACCAGGGCAGCUGGCUGUGCGGCAACGAUGCGGGCCAGCACUAUGGCAACACCUUGGGGCAUGCCACUGCGCAGCAGCAGAGCGUCAUUACGCUGGCCAUGCACGGCUGCUCCAGCACGCUGCCCGCACAGACCACCAUAAUACCCAUCAACAGCAACAACAAUAACAACAGCAGCAACAACAACAACAACAACAACAAUAGCAGCAGCAACAACAACAACAAUAGCAAUGGGUACGUGCCAGGCGCCACGAACCUGGGCUCCCUCACGAAUGGGGGGCACAUGGUGGGCAGCCUGGUCAGCGGCAUGCAGCAGCUGCAGCAGAAUGGCCACAGUUUGAUCAACUCGACCACGCCCACACCGGGCUUGCACAUGCAACAGAACGGCAUCAAUGGCUCCGGCGGCGGGGGCACAGCACCAGUCGGCGGCAUGUCCUCCAUCGGCCUGGGCCUGAGCGCGCUUCAUCACACGAACGGCAGUUCCAACGGACUCGGCUCGAAUCCGGGCAAUGGGGCAGCGGUCGGCGUCAUGGGCGUGCCCAUGGGCAUGGCCAUGCAGCACACGCCGCGCAGUGAUUCAGCAAAUUCCAUUUCAUCAGGUAAUGUCAUACAGCCAUACAACAUUUUCCCAGCCACAGGUCGCGAUGAUCUCUCGCCCUCGAGCAGCCUCAACGGCUACUCGGCCAACGAGAGCUGCGAUGCGAAGAAGAGCAAGAAGGGCCCGGCGCCCCGGCUGCAGGAGGAGCUGUGCCUGGUCUGCGGCGAUCGAGCGUCCGGCUAUCAUUACAAUGCGCUCACCUGCGAGGGCUGCAAGGGCUUCUUCCGGCGCAGCGUGACGAAGAAUGCGCACUACUGCUGCAAGUUUGGACGGGCCUGCGAGAUGGACAUGUACAUGCGGCGCAAGUGCCAGGAGUGCCGGCUGAAGAAGUGCCUGGCCGUGGGCAUGCGACCGGAGUGCGUGGUGCCGGAGAACCAGUGCGCGAUGAAGCGGCGCGAGAAGAAGGCCCAGAAGGAGAAGGACAAGGUCUCCAGCUCCCCCAGCUCACAGCACAGCGCCGGCGGCCCCGCUGGAGCUCUCCACGGCACCCACGACUACGUCAAGAAGGAAAUUCUCGACCUCAUGACGUGCGAGCCCCCCCAGCAUGCCACAAUUCCGCUACUACCUGAUGAUAUUUUGGCCGAGUGUCAAGCGCGCAAUAUACCUCCAUUAACGUUCAAUCAAUUGGCCGUUAUAUAUAAAUUAAUUUGGUAUCAGGAUGGCUAUGAGCAGCCAUCCGAAGAGGAUCUCAAGCGUAUUAUGAGUCAACCCGAUGAGAAUGAGAGUCAGACGGAUGUCAGCUUUCGGCACAUCACCGAGAUAACCAUACUCACAGUGCAGUUGAUCGUGGAAUUUGCGAAAGGAUUACCAGCGUUUACAAAGAUACCGCAAGAGGAUCAGAUCACGUUACUCAAGGCCUGCUCGUCUGAGGUGAUGAUGCUGCGAAUGGCUCGACGCUACGAUCACAGUUCGGACUCGAUAUUCUUCGCGAACAAUCGAUCGUAUACGCGCGACUCGUACAAGAUGGCCGGAAUGGCGGACAACAUUGAGGAUCUGCUGCACUUCUGCAGACAGAUGUUCUCGAUGAAGGUGGACAACGUGGAGUACGCGCUACUCACUGCCAUUGUGAUCUUCUCGGACCGGCCGGGCCUGGAGAAGGCCCAGCUGGUGGAAGCGAUACAGAGCUACUACAUCGACACGCUACGCAUUUAUAUACUCAAUCGCCACUGCGGCGACUCCAGGAGUCUCGUCUUCUACGCCAAACUACUCUCCAUACUCACCGAGCUGCGCACGCUGGGCAACCAGAACGCCGAGAUGUGUUUCUCGCUCAAGCUCAAGAAUCGCAAGCUGCCCAAGUUCCUGGAGGAGAUCUGGGACGUGCACGCCAUACCGCCCUCAGUUCAAUCCCAUCUCCAGGCCCAGCAGGAGGAGCAGGAGCGACGCGCCGAGCGGAUGCGUGGCGCUGUCGGCGGCGCCAUAACCGCCGGUCUUGACGCCGACUCCGCCUCUACAUCCUCCCAGGCGGCGCUCGCUGCCGCCGCCCAACAACAGCCACUGCAUCAACAGCAACAGCACCAGCAGCUCCACACGCUGCCCGUGCACACGCUGCCGCUACCCGUGCCCGGUGGCUCCGUCUCGGCUGUCAGCACCACCAGCGACUAUAUAGGUGGCGGCGGUGCUAUGGGACCCACCACAGCGGCCGCUAGCUCCAGCACCAGCAUCACAGCCGCUGUGCCCGCGAGCUCAACGACCGCGCCGGUGGCCAACGGGGGAGGGGCGAACGUCAGCAUGUAUGCCAAUACGCAGGCGGCGAUGGCUCUGAUGGGCGUGCCCCUCAAAUCGGAGCACUCGACAACCACUGCAUAGCCCCUGCUUGAGGGCAUAAGCAUGGACACAGACGUGGGCGUGCCGGUGGGUGGUCUUCUGUUGGGCAGCAUUAUUGAGUGAGCUGGGGAUUGGCAGCUGUGAGCAUACACCUUUACGCCCACACCCACACUCCCACUCACACAUCCACAUAGAUCGAGCUGUACUGUUAGGCACUUUGAUAAUAGAUUCACCCGAUUUGUAUAUAGCCGGAGAAACUGUCAAAUUUUACAUAUUCAAAAUAGUUUUUUUACUGAGCUGAACGAAACAAAGCGCGUGGAUUUAAUACAUAAGUGCGUAACGGCACAUUUGCUUGAUCUAAUAUAUAUGUAUGUGUAUAUAAACAUAUAUACAAACACCUACAAAUAUAUAUAUAUAUAUUUAUAUAUAUAAAAGCUGGAGAAAAACAUUUUUGAGUAAGCGUAAAAUGCAGUUAUUUAGUGUUAAGUCUGCAAAUAUUAGAUGUAAGGCAUUAUAAAUAUAUAACAAAUAAAAAUAGCAUACUUGGACACACAGACACACCCCCACACACACAGACACAGCUAAUUCUAUAUAACAAAUUCUUAACUAAAACAGAGAAUGCUUAAACAUAUAUAUAUUUAUAUGUAUAUACAGAAUUGGAAAACUCUCAAGCAAAGGGCAUGGGAUUCAUGCAAAGAAUACCUUAACAUAUAUAUAUUUAUAUAUAUGCAUGUUUAUAUACAUAUAAAUGUAUAUAUGUGCAUAUAUGAAGUAUAUAUACAAAUAAAACAUUGUAUUGAAUUUUCUACUGUUAAUUUGCAAGAAAAGUUAGGACCUGUAAAAUUGAAUGCCUGUCAAACUGUCAUGCAAAAAUUAUAAAAAUUAAAACAAAAGAGAAUAAAGAUUGUUUAUAUUUUAAAAAUAUAUAAAAACAAAUACAUACAAUUUAUAAUAUGACUACAAUAAAUACGAAUGUAUAAUAAAAACAAACAUAUAUGUAAUUCAAAAGCAGCGACUAAAUUUGAUUUAAACACCUUGAUCUAUAAACAAAAUGCUAAAUAAUUAACAACUAAUUUAAGUUACAUAAUUCACAAUACAAAAAACCCCAAACUUUUAAAAAACUAAAAUUAAAUCUAAAAAAAAAAACAACAAAAAAAAUACACGCAAACUUGGACUGAUUUUAUAAAUAUUUUAUUAAUCAUAUUAACUGAGUAAAAGAAACGUAAUAAGAAAAAUUAUUGACAAAC
This is a messenger RNA of Drosophila mojavensis, 5285 nucleotides long. RefSeq names its product ecdysone receptor. Gene Ontology annotation, molecular function: zinc ion binding; nuclear receptor activity; ecdysone binding. Gene Ontology annotation, cellular component: nucleus. The transcript is spliced from 7 exons. The coding region runs from base 1531 to 4080 and encodes 849 amino acids. The record is from RefSeq and is a predicted model, not a curated record. Gene Ontology annotation, biological process: positive regulation of transcription by RNA polymerase II; negative regulation of transcription by RNA polymerase II; cell differentiation. NCBI's taxonomy places the organism in Eukaryota, Metazoa, Arthropoda, Insecta, Diptera, Drosophilidae.